Venustampulla echinocandica is the source of this 558-nucleotide messenger RNA. RefSeq lists its product as uncharacterized. NCBI's taxonomy places the organism in Eukaryota, Fungi, Ascomycota, Leotiomycetes, Helotiales, Pleuroascaceae. The record is from RefSeq and is a predicted model, not a curated record. Bases 1 to 558 code for a protein of 185 amino acids. The transcript is spliced from 2 exons.
AUGCAAGACGUUCUUAAGCUACAUAAGAUACUACUCGAUGCUAUUGAUGCUGCAAAAGAUAAAGGCUUUGCCGAGGAUGACCCGGCAGAGAAGAUCGCCCCUGGUACCGGGGACGUCUGCUUGAAUGCCAACCACCAAAUUAAGUACUUCAAUAUCAAACCUCUGUGUCACGCCCUGAUUAUUAUAAUCGAAAAUCCGAUGGAACAACGCAAAUCUCAUUUCGAGCAGGAAUUGGUUCGUUUCGUUCGAACGGAAUGGACGACCGGACUCAGUCAGCCCAUCAGCUUUCAAGGCCUAGAGGUUCAAAGGGUUAUUAAUGAGAAUGAGGUCGUUGUUCUAUUGCCCGAAGCAGUCCGCUUUAUCAUGGAUUUGGACGAGGAGGAAGCACUGCAAGAGAAGCAAGACCCGACUAUGCUAGAGACUUGGCUAGGGGACCCUGAAGAUCGGGUCACCAGGAUUGAGAAAGCAGACAAAGUUUCAGAGCCCAUGUGGACCACCGGGUCCUGGCCCACGGGUCCGUCUACCGAGUGGUUGGAGUUGGCAAAGCCACUCGAGUGA